Xenia sp. Carnegie-2017 is the source of this 5103-nucleotide messenger RNA. Its product is annotated as DNA topoisomerase 2-like. The record is from RefSeq and is a predicted model, not a curated record. Gene Ontology annotation, biological process: resolution of meiotic recombination intermediates; sister chromatid segregation; DNA topological change. Gene Ontology annotation, molecular function: ATP binding; DNA topoisomerase type II (double strand cut, ATP-hydrolyzing) activity; DNA binding. Lineage: Eukaryota; Metazoa; Cnidaria; Anthozoa; Malacalcyonacea; Xeniidae. Gene Ontology annotation, cellular component: nucleus.
UCAAAAUUCAAAUUUACAAUAACGUUUUUAGCGCCGAUUCGCAAUUCGUUAUUUGUGAGAGAGUAUUUCAGAUCUGCCUUCAAAAAGGUUCGUCAAAGCAUUUUAUCAACAUGGAAACAUGCAAAAAACCUUUACAGGAAAAAAGCAUGAAUGAAAUGGCAGGCAAAAAUAACACAAACAAAAGACUUUCUGUGGAAAGAAUAUAUCAGAAGAAAACCCAAUUAGAACACAUUCUCUUACGUCCAGAUACUUACAUUGGCGCUGUUGAUCAAUUAUCACAACCUAUGUGGGUCUGGAAUAAUGGAAAUUCUUGCAUGCUGCAGAAAGAAAUUUCCUUUGUCCCUGGAUUAUACAAAAUUUUUGAUGAAAUACUAGUGAAUGCAGCUGACAACAAGCAAAGGGACCCCGAAAUGUCGUAUAUUAAAAUUUCCAUUGAUGCCAAGAAUAAACGAAUCAGUGUUACAAACGAUGGCAAAGGCGUUCCAGUUGAGAUGCAUAAAGAUGAAAACAUGUAUGUUCCGAGCAUGAUUUUUGGACAUUUGUUAACAUCGAGUAACUAUGACGACAGUCAGAAAAAGGUCACCGGCGGUAGAAAUGGCUAUGGUGCAAAGUUAUGUAACAUCUACAGCACUGAAUUCACUGUCGAGACAGUUUGCAAUGGAAAACAUUUCAAACAGACGUGGAGGAAUAAUAUGAGCAAGGCAGAAGAUCCCAUUGUCGAAGCAACUGAUGAGAAGGACUUCACAUCAAUUACGUACUGUCCGGAUCUAGAGAAAUUCAAAAUGAAAAAAUUAGAUGAUGAUACUGUUUCUUUGCUUACAAAGCGGGCGUACGAUAUCGCCGGUUGUGUACGUGGUAUCGACGUUUAUUUGAACAAGAAAAAAUUGCCGAUAAAAAAUUUCAAAGACUAUAUUGAGCUUUAUCUCAAAAACAAGACAGACGAUGAGGAAGAAAAUGUGAAGGUUGUUUAUCAAAAAAUUAGUGAUCGCUGGGAAGUGGCUCUUGCCCCUAGUCACCACGGCUUUCAACAAGCUAGUUUUGUUAACAGUAUUGCUACAACUAAGGGCGGGACACAUUUGAGGUAUAUUGUUGACCAAUUAAUAAAAAAACUUAUGGUCGCAAUACGAAAAAAAUGUACGAAGGAAUUUGUUCCGUUAAGACCUCAUAACAUAAGGAAUCAUCUUUGGGUGUUCAUCAACUGUUUGGUGGAGAAUCCAGCUUUCGACUCUCAGACUAAAGAAAAUAUGACACUUCGAUCUAGGGAUUUUGGUUCUGAGUGUGCUCUAAAUGACGCGUUUAUAAAACAGGUGAUGCAGAGCGGUAUCGUCGAAUACGUCAUACAUGAUAUUCAAAGACAGAGUGAGAAUAAAAUGACUAGAAACAGUGGCGCCAAGACAACGAAGUUAAAAGGAAUUCCAAAACUCGACGACGCUAACGAUGCUGGGGGAAAGAACUCCAUAAAGUGUACCCUUAUUUUGACCGAGGGAGAUUCCAACAAAAUCAGUGGUCUUAGUGUAGUUGGUCGCGAUCGUUAUGGUGUGUUUCCUUUACGAGGAAAAUUGCUCAAUGUAGAAGCUUCCGGUAAACAGUUGUCGGAGAACAUCGAAAUUAAUCACAUCCUCAAGAUCGUGGGUCUGAAAUACGGCAAAAAGUAUGAGACCGAAGAGGAUAUGAAGAGAUUGCGUUACGGUCGUCUGAUGAUCAUGACUGAUCAAGACCAGGAUGGGUCUCAUAUCAAGGGUUUACUCAUCAAUUUUAUACAUCACAACUGGCCUGAACUUUUAAGAUUGCCGUUUCUUGAGGAGUUCAUAACACCAAUAGUUAAGGUAUCAAAAGGCAAAACAACGAUUGCUUUUUAUAGCAUUCCUGAGUUCGAGGAAUGGAAGGAAAACACGCCCCAUGUUAGUUCGUGGAAUGUGAAAUACUACAAAGGUUUGGGUACGAGUACACCGAAGGAGGCCAAAGAAUAUUUUGCUGAUAUGGAGAGACAUCGCAUCUUGUUUGAUUAUUCCGGUGUCACUGAUGAUCAAGCUAUUGAUCUCGCGUUUAGCAAGAAGAAGAUCAGUGAACGCAAGCAAUGGUUGACCGAUCAACUAGAGGAAAGAAAAACUCGAAGGGAGGCAGGCUUACCUGAGUUGUAUUUGUAUGGUCCCAAUACUAGACAAAUAACAUACACAGACUUUGUGAAUAAAGAGUUGAUUCUCUUUUCCAAUGCUGACAACGAACGAUCUAUACCAUCAGUGGUUGACGGUUUAAAACCGGGUCAGCGCAAAGUGCUAUUUACCUGCUUCAAGCGAAACGAUAAACGCGAAGUGAAAGUUGCUCAGUUAUCGGGAUCAGUUGCUGAGCUGUCGGCAUAUCAUCAUGGCGAGCAAAGUCUUGUCAUGACAAUCGUAAACUUGGCCCAGAACUUUGUCGGUAGCAACAAUUUAAAUCUGUUGCUACCUAUUGGUCAAUUUGGCACACGAAUUCAUGGUGGAAAGGACGCCGCCAGCGGCAGAUAUAUAUUUACCAAACUCAGUCCUCUUGCACGGCUUGUGUUUCCCAAACAUGACGAUCACAUCCUUCACUUUCUCGUUGAGGACAAUCAAAUGAUCGAGCCCGAAUGGUAUUGUCCUAUCAUUCCUAUGGUGUUAGUUAAUGGUGCCGAUGGUAUUGGGACCGGUUAUAGCACAAAAAUACCCAACUUUGACGUCAGGCAACUCGUACAGUACGUGAGGGAUGUAAUAGAAGAUCGCCAAACCGAAACACUGCAUCCAUGUUAUAAGAACUUUAAAGGAGAAAUCAGACAAACGGAUCCACAAAAGUAUGUAGCACGUGGUAUUGCCGACGUCGUUGACGAGAAAAGUAUUGAAAUUACCGAGCUUCCUAUUGGAACGUGGACACAACCGUACAAAGAAAACGUUUUGGAAUCGAUGUUGCAUGGCAGUAAUAAAAACAAGGCUUGCAUUAGCAACUACAAGGAGUACAACACAGACACAACAGUGGAGUUCUUGCUAGAAAUGAACGAUGAAAAUAAAAUAGCAACGAUGACCGAGUCCAUUAUGAAGAAAUUUAAUUUGUUGUCGUCUAUUAAUCUGACCAACAUGGUGUUGUUUGAUUCCUACGGCAGGAUAAAGAAGUAUGAAACCGUUGACGAUAUCAUCCGAGAGUAUUACGAAGUUCGCUUAGAGUGUUACGUAAAGCGCAAGGAUUUCCUUGAAGGAAUGCUUGAUGCCGAAGCUAAAAGACUGACUGCCCAGGCAAGAUUUAUUUUAGAAAAGAUUAAAGGUGUUAUUGUUAUUGAAAACAAGAAAAAAGCUGAAAUAGUUGCGAAACUCGUCCAGCGAGGUUAUCCAUCCGAUCCAGUGAAGACGUGGAAAGACAGUGUGAAGAAGCCAACAUUGGCCGUUGUAGAAACUGAUGCUCCAGAGUCUGAGAGCGAAGUCAGCUCGGUUAGUUCGGCAUCGAACAUUUCUUCUGGGCCUGAUUACAGUUAUCUUGUGAGCAUGGCCAUACUUAGUCUUUCCGAAGAAAAAAAAGACGAACUGUUAAAGCAAAGAGAUGAUAAGAUAUCUGAACUGGCUGCGCUGCGCGAAAAGGCGCCUAAGGAUUUGUGGCUGGAAGAUCUUGACGCAUUUCUUGAAGAACUCGAAAUUGUCGAGAACAAAGAACGUGAGGAUGCUGAAGCUGCUGCGGCGAAAAAAGCAAAAGACGAAUCAAAGAAAAACGAAAAGAAAACCGGCAAAAAAAAAGCAGCCGCUAAAUCGAAAAAAUCAAAAACUAUCGCGGAUUCGGAAAAUGACGAUUGGGAUUUUAGCAAUGAAAGUGACAACAUUUUAUCUUUAACCGAGCGCUUAGGAUUAAAAAGAUUUGAGGAGACCUCGGACACGAGCUCCGUGAGCAGCAAGAAGUCAAAAUCAAGUAAAAGCAAGACGAAAUCUGCGGACAUUACUUCAUUCAUGGAGAAAGCGAGCAAGCCUAAAGAGGACACUGUGUCAUCUUCCACUAAAGCUAAAGUUAAAAAGCUCAUGUCUCCUUCAAAACGGAAUGCAACCAGGGGGGUGUGGAUCGUGGAUGAUGACUCUGACACAUCUACCGCUAGCAACGUCGUCGUAAAGGCAUCAAAAGGAAGGAAGAAUGCAACCAGGGGGGUGCAGGACGUAGAUGAUGACUCGGACACAUCUACCGCUAGCAACGUUGUCGCAAAAGCAUCAAAAGGAAGGAAGAAUGCAACCAGGGGGGUGCAGGACGUAGAUGAUGACAUUGACACAUCUACCGCUAGCAACGUUGUCGCAAAAGGAAGGAAGAAUGCAACCAGGGGGGUGCAGGACGUAGAUGAUGACAUUGACACAUCUACCGCUAGCAACGUUGUCGUAAAAGCAUCAAAAGGAAGGAAGAAUGCAACUAAGAGGAAGGUCGUAGAUGAUGACUUGGAGUUGUCCGACAAUGACUACGAAAAAGUAAAGCCAUCCAAAAGGAAGAAGAAACUUGCAAAGAAAGAUGUCGUGGAAAUCGACUCUGAUCAAUCUGAACCAACUAGUGCGCCUGUUUCAUCCAAAACGUCAAAGCCACGAGCAAAGAAGUCUAAAAGAACAACCAACACAAAGUCAACGCCACCCAAGAGACGUGUUGUUGCUUCAAGUAGUGAUGACGACGAUGUUGUCGUGAAUGUUGACAACUCGUCACCGGUUAAACGACCUUCCCGACGUCAAAACACUGCUAAAAAAUAUAACUUUGAUGACGAAGAUGAAAGCGAGGAGGAUAAUGUAUCAAAUGCAGAGGAUGAUUGGAUGGAGGAUAAUGAUGAUAGUGAUUUUGACUUGUGAUCUUAAUGAAGCCACUGAGCUCCUAUCGAACAUGUUUAUGAAAGUUGUUUAUUCCGCGAAUCUAAUGAAAAUCGCGGUUUGAUGUUUUUACUUUCACUUGCAUUGAAGCGUACUGCACGAUUCAAUUUAUCAUUUAUACAGGGGGAUAGGUGUAUAAACUCAGUUCUUACCUUUAACAAAUACGUUUAUAAGUAUCCUUUUAUUUGUUUAUAGCUUUAUGUAUAUUACAUUUAGGGCUUAUACAUAUCCUUAUAAAGUCAAACUGUACAAAUACAUAAACAUUUAAUUUUGCUUC